GAGAGCAAAUCGAGAUACAGUAGUAACCCAGAGUGAGGUGGCAGUCUUAGUCCACAUCGACACUGACUUGCCCCGCACACAUCCAAUCUGUCUCCAUAUCGCAGAAGCGCACUUAACGGAGCGAAACGAGGAGAAAGAGUCAAGAUGGCAUCUGGAAGUGGUCGCGGACAAUCCGGGAUCUAGAGUCUCGUCUGGGGGCUUUUUUUUUUAAAAAAAGAAAAAAUAUAUAUUUAUUUGGUGCCACGGAGCGCAAGUGCAAGGCGCUAAUAAGUGAGUCGCCCUCGGCCCCGUCAGGACUCCGCUGGUGUGGAAUAGCAACAAAGGACGGGAGCGCGCAUUCAUGGGACGCGACUUUGACAGAUCCUCGUUUCUCGUCUUGUAACUUUUAUUUACCUGGCAGCGGGGGCGAGAUUGUGACCGGAGCUGGAGAUCAUGGCCGAGGCUCCGCUCCCCGACCAUCUCCCAGACUUGGACGUGGCCAUCGACCCGGACUUCGAGCCCCAGAAGCGGCCCAGGUCUUGCACCUGGCCGCUGCCGCGACCGGACUCGAACGCGGUGAAACCGGAGAGCCAUGACACAGAUAUCAUACCCGAGGAGGAGGACGACGAGGAGGACAACGCCACCGCUUCGGCCAUCGGUGUCAAUGGCUCCGGCUUGGCGACGGAGGACCAGAGCAGCAACAGCCCCGCGGCCGACGGGGCGCUCUCCUCUCCCGGCCACGACAGCGGAGGCUCCCCGCUCUCCACGCACUCUCCGACGGCCACCUCCGGCGCGCUGACCCCCAGCAGCCUGGCCGCGCAGCAGACCCCGAGGAAGGCAUCGUCUCGCAGGAACGCCUGGGGGAACCUCUCCUACGCAGACCUGAUAACCAAAGCCAUCGAGAGCGCGCCGGACAAGAGACUGACACUGUCCCAAAUUUAUGACUGGAUGGUGAGAUCCAUCCCCUACUUUAAAGACAAAGGCGACAGUAACAGCUCUGCAGGAUGGAAGAACUCCAUCCGGCACAACCUUUCCCUCCACAGUCGCUUCAUCCGGGUCCAGAACGAGGGAACUGGGAAGAGUUCCUGGUGGAUGAUCAACCCAGAGGGAGGCAAGGGUGGAAAGGCUCCCCGCCGCCGUGCAGUCUCCAUGGACAACAGCAACAAGUACACCAAGUCCGCCCGUGGCCGUGCAGCCAAGAAGAAGGCCGCCCUGCAGGCUGCAGCUGCUGCAGCUGGCGAGGGAGGUGGAGACAGUCCUUCGGGUCUCUCCAAGUGGCCUGGAAGCCCGACUUCACGCAGCAGCGAGGAGCUGGACGCCUGGACAGACUUCCGCUCUCGCACGAAUUCCAACGCCAGCACACUGAGCGGCCGUCUCUCUCCCAUCCUAGCCAACCCUGAGCUAGAUGAGGUGCCCGAUGACGAGCCUCCUCUCUCGCCUAUGCUCUACUCCAGCCCUGGCAGAGCGCUGUCCCCUGGCAAUGCCACGACCAAUGGUAAGACAGUGCCACCCGAGUUGCCCCGCCUGGCAGACCUGGCAGGCACUAUGAACCUCAAUGAUGGACUCACAGAUGACCUGAUGGAUGAGUUGUUGGAUAACAUGAACCUGGUCCCAACCGUCACAGGACCGGCUGCUCCAAAUGGUUCCUCAGGGUUCAACUUUGGGUCCAAACCCAAUGGGCUAGGCUCACCUUCCUCCACCUCGUCUCCAUCCUCCAACUCUUCUUCUAACAGUGGAGUCAAUGGGUACAGCAACUCCAUCUUUGGCCCCCACACGACGAGCUCCUCCCUGCGUCCGUCCCCCAUGCAGACCAUCCAGGAGAACAAGCAGACCUCCUUCUCCAGCAUCAGCAUAUCUCGCUUUGGCAGUCAGACACUACAAGACCUGCUCAACUCUGACAGCCUCAGCCACAGUGAUGUCAUGAUGACCCAGUCUGACCCACUGAUGUCACAGGCCAGCACCGCUGCCGUCAUUUCCCAGAACUCUCGCCGUGGCCUCAUGCUCCGUAAUGAUCCCGUUAUGACAUUUGGGACCACCGGAGGACUUCAGGGCAGCCAAGGAGAGAUGCUGCAAAGUAACAACCACAACCAGAGCUCCCUGAGGUCUUUAAACGGAGGCCUGAACCUCGCAAACGAGGCUAACGUUCUGGCUAAUGCCAAGCAGCAGCUCCUGCUCUCGCCCUUGGGAGGAAACGGAUCCUCCUCCAUGCAGAUCGACACCUCGAUCUUCCUAAAUGGAACCAUUAGCAGCAGCGGAGGUAUCUGCCAGGACCGCUUCCCCACAGAUCUGGACCUGGACAUGUUCAACAGCAGCCUGGAGUGUGAUAUGGACUCCAUCAUCAGGAAUGAGCUGAUGGAUGCAGAUGGCCUGGACUUUAACUUUGACUCACUGGCCAACAUGAACGGAGUCAGCAACUUCACGAACACCAAGCAGACCUCUCAGAGUUGGGUACCUGGCUGAGAGGGUCAGACCAGGAAGGAUCAGAGCAGGUCUGAACUGUGUAGUUCAAGAGAGGAUCAGACACACAACAUCCUUUUUGCCAAACCUGCCAUCAGCACAACAUGAAAUACAAAACCCUGUGUUUACAGAAGAAGACUUCCUCUCGAGAGCUUUACCUUCGCUCCCACACUGGUGAACCAUGAACGACUCCGGCAGACUCUAGAGAUGCUGCACAUCAGCCCUCAAAGCCUCCUGUGAAACAACAACAACAAAAAGAAAAAACUAUGUCAAACUCUCAAAUCUUAGAAUUAUGCAAUUUUUCCUCUGACACCCAGUCUGUUGAUAUCAAAGAGACACUGCUUAUCAGAAGGGGUUUCAGGUGGAAUACAAGGACUAAAUAUCAAGCAAAGAUUGAAGGAGUGCACGGUGCAGUUGUUCCCCCUGAGGACAAAAAAAACAGUGUAAAGUGAAAAAAUCAAGAAGUGAUGUGGUGUAAAUCUGAUCCAGUGGUUUCCUGGGAUGUGUUAUGUUGAUAAAAAAAAAAAUGUUCCCUCUGUUCUCACUAAGUGAUUUUAAAUGUUCAGUGUUUGUUUUUUGGGAUUUUUUUCUGUUUUAUCAUAAUUGUUUCUGCAUCAUACAUGUCUGUAUGAAAAAGAAUCGAUGUAUUGAUGAAAAAGGUGGACAUGGAGUAUCUUACAGUACAUGCAAACACACAAACAGACAAACCAACACUUUGCCCCAUUUUUGCAAAACUUUCAGAACCCUUAGAAGUUAAGAUUUCUCAUCUUAUUACCAUGCACUUCCAGUUUUGUUGUUAUGAAUUGCUUGAAUUAAAUGAAAUACUUGAGGGUUUCAUUACAAUUAGCUGAAUAUUACAAAACAUAUUUGAUAUCUUUUGUGUAUAUCUAACUGUAAAAAAGAAAAGACAGAAAAAAGACUAAAGGAAGCAGAAUCUCUGUCAUGGAUAUUUGUACAGUGCAGGGCAGUGGAAAGUUCAAGAAGCAGGGGAAAAGAUCUCGUCCGUCUUUUCUUAGAUUUCAUAACUGCUGGUGAGUUCCAUCGAGGUCAUUUAUCACUGCAAAUGAUGUAGCCAAAAUGAAUACCUGUGUCCUAGGGUUGUGAACAUUUCCACACCAUAACAGGUGCUAUGUAAAACAGUGUUGAAUCCUGCCCCCAAGAGCAAGCCGUGCAUUUUGUGUGUUCAUUUUGUUUCUGUUUUGACCCUGCAGAAGCCCAAAGCUGCAGCCACGUGUAGCACGGCAAGGGUUUUUUUUUUUUUUUUUUUAGGCUCAUUCCUCUAGAAGCCAUUCGUUUCUCGAGUAAAAAAAAACAAAAAACAAAAUAAAAACACAAUAAGCUAUCUCUGUAUAUUGCCAAAUUACUUGAAACAAACAGUAGGAUAUGCUGGCAGCCAAAUCACAGCACACACAUGCACACACACACACACACACACACACACACAUAUAUAUAUAUAUAUAUACACACACAUAGAUAGAGAAAAAUAAUACCAGGGAUCUGUGUUAAGCUCUGCUGUUUUCUUGUCAUGAGCUUGUCGGGCUUGUUAUGCAUAUAUAGAAUCACUCAGGGGGGAGUUUAAGUAACAUCAAGUCACAAUCUAAUGGUAUUUUAACAUUUCUUGAUAAAAAAAAAAAAACAGUAAUACUUUGUGUUUGUGAACUUGUAACCUGUGAACUUUUGGCCGUCAAGAUGAAGAGGAGGAAGGAAGAUAAACGUCAGGAUUAAGACUUUCACGUGGCGAUCUGUUGUUUUUUGGUUUUGCUGUCAUAGCUUUUUGUUUUUUUCCUUGCGUCGGACUCACGCACAUGCACACACACACACACACACACACAUCCCCUCAUGGACACGCCUGGUGCUCCUGCAGGUGACUUCCUGUAUCUCCUGAGUACAUGUUAAUGUGUGUGUUUAUCUGUGGAGUUUAUUUCUGUUGGGGACGUGUAAAAUCCCUCACUAUCCCUCAUGGUGCAUACAGCACGGCCGACUGUAUGCAUGUAUGUAUUUAUGCAUUAUGAAUUGUGUGAAAUGCAUAUAUACUCGCUGUAUGUCCGUAUAUACUCAUGUAGUACUUGACCCUUGGGUUUUGUGAUACCUCUGAAGGUAAAGGUGAAGAAAUGACGAACAACGUUACAGGAAGGAGGGAACACUGUUACCAGCGAUUUUAAUUGUGGAACCAGAUUUUUGGCUGGUUGUUGUAGCAUCCGGAGACCCUGGUAUCCCCUCUCUGUGUAUGGAAGCGUAUGUCCCCGCUAUGUAUAAUAGUGUACAGAUGUGUGUUUAUCACUUUAUGGCCAAGGCAGAGGAGUGUGUGUGCAUGGUUGGAUAGAAUGAUCUACUGUGCUAGCCGAGGUUUAGUGCAUGACCUAGCUGUAACCCCCCUCAACCCUUCCAAUGGUGCCGUCCUGCGACAGAAAUUGUAAUCCAGAGAGGGAACCCUGUGUCUUUAGCACUCAAACACACUCUUUCUACUAUAAAAUCAGGGCUUACAGUGCUGCAGGCGCACCAUCCUCCCCCGUAUUAACGGGUUUGUUGUUAUUACGAGUGUGUGACGCAGACACAGGGAGAGCCUCCUUAAUGGACGUUCCUCAGCUUCACACUUGUUUUAUUCCACGUGGAGUACAGUAGGUUCACGUCCCGGUGCUCUCAGUGAGCAUUUGGUUUUAACGUCAUCCGACAACAAGCUGGAAUUUCCUAUACAAUUUCCAGAAUAUUAUCGCAUGUCUUUUAGCCGGGGGUAGGGGGGGGGAAUCCUGAGCCAUCACCUGAAUGCCUAAGCAUUUAAAUUCAUCUCCACUGACUGCACUGAAUACUAGGAGCGCUUUACUUCUCCGGUGACGAAGACUGACAAGGUGAAAGAGGGGUUACUGAUCCUUGAUAAACCGCAAAAUCUCAAUCGCAUGAAGAUGUUUCCUCACAUUUUGUGCAUUCAGUGUAAAAUGUUUUGGCUAUUCAGGGAGAAAGUUUACACUUAGUCAUAGUGGAGCAGGCCUUCCACACAACCACUCAGUGCUACUGCUUCAUUCAGGCACGGAUCAUCUCUACACACACACACACACACAAACACUCACACCUGCAGCACAACACGUGCAAAUUUAAAGCUAAGAGAAGCAAAAAAGAAUAGAAGAGACAUACCACUAGAUACCUUAAUCACCUCUUGGAUGUUUCCUUUUCGUUAUCUUCUCUCGGACCCUUUUCAUCCUUGUUUAGAGGCCCAGGCCAGCCCCCCUCCAUACGCCCUCUGAGCUUCGCCCUUUGAACUUUGCCCUUUAUUAACCUUGCUUCUUCUCGACUUGAUGUUAGUGGGUAUUUUUCCUGUGUAUUCCAUUUUGAAUUGUAAUCUAGUUUGUAUAAGAAAUGGUGCGCAUGUAAAUAAAGCUUGGUGAGGCUCCACACCCUU
Molecule: messenger RNA, 5830 nt
Organism: Acanthopagrus latus (yellowfin seabream)
Lineage: Eukaryota; Metazoa; Chordata; Actinopteri; Spariformes; Sparidae
Gene: foxo3b
Product: forkhead box O3b
Exons: 4
Coding region: 433-2439 (668 amino acids)
Biological process (GO): regulation of transcription by RNA polymerase II
Cellular component (GO): nucleus; mitochondrial matrix
Molecular function (GO): DNA-binding transcription factor activity, RNA polymerase II-specific; RNA polymerase II cis-regulatory region sequence-specific DNA binding
Source: RefSeq, a predicted model, not a curated record